Messenger RNA from Penicillium egyptiacum, 1761 nucleotides. Lineage: Eukaryota; Fungi; Ascomycota; Eurotiomycetes; Eurotiales; Aspergillaceae. The record is from the annotation of a GenBank genome assembly.
AUGCUGAACCAAACACUCGAUUCUCCCACCACCUUUGAAAUCGCCGCAGGCAGUGUUCUUGGCGAUGCGCAUAAAGAGACGCCUUUCAUUCUCCUCUCUAAGCAGACGGGUGGAUCAGAUAUUGGAAAGAGCUUAUGGACAAAUGGUCUCGAAUUGAACCUAGUGGCUGGCAAGGUCCAAUUUCUCGUCCACAGUUUAAAGGACAUGCCCACAACGCUGCCACCGAGAUGUCUCCUUGGAGCUGUCCCCGAGCGUGAGGACUGUUCUGAUGCCGUCAUAAUGAGAUCUGACUCGGAUUUCACAUCUAUCGAUCAAUUACCACCUGGCUCCAAAGUUGGAUCGAGUUCUUCGAGGAGAAGAGCCCUAGUUCGGCGAAAUUGGCCUCAUUUAGAGGUGGUAGAAUGUCGGGGCAAUGUAGAUACUCGCCUUGCCAAGCUUGACGCACCUUCUUCGCCGUUUUCAUGCAUUCUCUUGGCGACUGCAGGACUAUCACGUCUAGGACUCGACCAUCGAAUCACGCAACGACUUGAUCCUAGUGUAUUCCCUUAUGCGGUUGGACAAGGCGCACUCGGUGUCGAAGUUAGCACAGACCGUCCAGAUAUUCUACAGCUUAUUCAGCAUGUCGACCAUAAGCCGUCCAGAUGGCGUGGCAUGGCAGAGAGGGCGAUGCUUCGAAGCCUUCAAGGAGGAUGCUCAUCCUCAAUUGGCGUUUGCUCUUCUUUUGAGCCCCUGAAAGAAAAUGAAUCCGCGGAUAAAGGACAACGAGGCCCCGGUAGCGGCACUCUUCGCCUCCAAGCCACGGUCAUCCACAUUGAAGGAAACUCGGAGAUAUUUGCUGAGGAUGUGAGCACUGUCCUGUGUGACGACGAAGCGGAGCAACUUGGUGUCUCGGUCGCGGAUAUGCUUCUUGAAAAGGGGGCGCGAGAUCUAUUGCCAAAACAAUCACUUUACACCGAGGAACUCUCAUUUUCUUGGCUUUCUGCGCAGGAGCCGAAACGCAAAACCUUGGCCCUUGUGGAAAGCGGUCGUCGUCCGCCAGGUCGUGGAGGAAAUGGGGAAACGGUUUAUAGCGCGGCGGAGGCUUUGGGAAUCGACAUGAUCGUGCUCGAUAAUCCGGGACAUUGGCUGGACGGCCCUCGCUGGGGGCACUGGUGCAAAAGUUUCAUCCCCGUCGAGUGCACCGAGGAAUCUGAUCACGUCUUCACAGCUCGAAUCGUCAAGGCCAUCCACGCCUGGGGCGGGCAUCUAGACGGACUUGUGACCUUCUGCGACCACUACAAAGUCCCGAUUGCCGCGGCUGCCUUGCAGUUGGGGUUGCCGACAUAUUCCCCAGAAACAUUUGAUCUUGUCACUGACAAGUUCAAGUUAAGUGCCAAAAGCAUCGUACGCGAGGACCACCUCGAGUUCCCUCUCAUCAUCAAACCUUCCCUUAUCGGAUUCCAAUCUGAAGGCGUGUACCGAGUUGAGAAUCUGGAGCAGAUCAAAGCAGGAAUGCAAGCCACUGACACCGAGAGACACGGUGUUGAGUUUGUGAUUGAGAAGUACUGCGAUGGGCCAGAGGUGGAUGCCAACUUUGUCCUUUGUGACGGAGACAUUUUGUUCUUCGAAGCGUCAGACGAGUUCCCCAAGGGCGCCGAUGUCAACGGCCAGAGUGGAAGUGUCGACACCUUUCUUGAGCUAGGAAACAUUAUUCCAUCCGAGCUUCCGGCCAAUGAGGUGGCUGUUGUACGGGACUUCUCCAUCAAAGCUUGCUGCGGGUAG